Molecule: messenger RNA, 8189 nt
Organism: Macrobrachium nipponense
Lineage: Eukaryota; Metazoa; Arthropoda; Malacostraca; Decapoda; Palaemonidae
Gene: mub
Product: poly(rC)-binding protein 2-like
Biological process (GO): regulation of gene expression; regulation of RNA metabolic process
Cellular component (GO): cytoplasm; nucleus
Molecular function (GO): mRNA binding
Source: RefSeq, a predicted model, not a curated record
CACCACCACAACCACCACCACCACUACCCCUCCGGUGUGCCCUGCGCGCCUCUAGUGUCACCACACCGCCCACGGCCCACAUAGUCUGGCUCCAUACCCCGGGCGCCCGGGCAUAUCAACCCUCACCAUUGACAACAUGGCUACCACCACAGACAACAAGACCCUCUCCAAUGAUGGAGGCCCCUCAGCCACCCUUUCAAUGAGAAUAUUAAUGCAAGGAAAGGAAGUGGGCAGCAUCAUCGAAAAAGGAGAGAUCGUCAAACGAUUCAGGGAAGAGAGCGGCGCUAAGAUCAACAUCAGCGAUGGAUCUUGCCCAGAGAGAAUCGUCACAGUCACAGGCAGUACUGACUCCAUCUUCACAGCCUUCAAGCUCAUCUGUGCCAAAUUCGAAGAGUUCUUGGGGCAAAUGUAUCAGAACAAUGGCAGUGGACAGCGUCCACCCAUUACCUUACGGUUGAUUGUCCCCGCAUCCCAAUGUGGUUCACUCAUUGGCAAGGCUGGCUCAAAAAUAAAAGAAAUCCGUGAAGUAACAGGAGCAUCCAUUCAAGUUGCAUCAGAAAUGCUUCCCAAUUCAACAGAACGUGCAGUCACUGUCUCUGGCACAUCAGAUGCUAUUACUCAGUGCAUUUACAAUAUUUGCUGUGUAAUGCUUGAGUCCCCUCCCAAAGGCGCCACGAUCCCUUACCGCCCCAAACCCCAGGUCGCCGGUGGGCCGGUGAUCCUUGCCGGCGGCCAGGCCUAUACUAUCCAGGGUAAUUACGCUGUUCCCUCGGCGCCCGAUGUAAGUACCGUUCCCUUUGUUCCCCCACCACCACCUGGGGGGCCCCACGGCCCCUUCAUGGCGGCCCCCCUCAGUCCCCUCCUGGCCCCAUGUCCCGUCUCCACGGCGCCCUCCCCAGGCCCCCCACACCAUGGCGCCAUCAUGACGCCUGCAGGCCACCAUCCGUGUCCUGCAGGGCACAUGCAGAUCUCAACCCCGGGCCAUCCGCCGGGCCAUCCCCCAGGUCACCCACCUGAACACAUGAAGAACGGCCAUAUCGGUAUUAUGCAACAACCACAACUCCAUCACCUGCAGGAUGUGUCAAAAUUGGGCAACUCUCCACUAGCAGGGCUGCUGGGUCUAGGUAACCUUGCUGGCGGCGGCGGCAUGAAUCCCUCCGGUAACACAGCUGAUGCUCUGGCAGCACUAGCAGGAUCUCAGUUAAGGUCUCCCGCUGGCUCUGGACCAGGAACACAAACUCAUGAGAUGACAGUACCUAAUGAACUCAUAGGCUGCAUCAUUGGCAAGGGUGGUACCAAGAUUGCUGAAAUCAGGCAAAUAACUGGUGCCAUGAUUACUAUUAGUAAAUAUGAUGAUGGUUCAGAAGAAGCCAGUAAGCAAGACCGAACAAUAAGCAUCAAGGGGAAUGCAGAUCAGGUGGCUCUUGCGCAAUAUCUCAUCAACACCAGCAUGGAACUGCACAAGGCGCAGCUUGAAGUAAGUAAGGGCGGGUCGGGGUCGACCGGGUCGGGAGGGCUGAGCCCCAGUGCCAUCCCCCUGGCCCAACUGCUCAAGAACCCGCAAGCCCUGAGCGCCUUGUCCUCCCUGACCGGCCUACAGGGUCUGUCUUCCCUCACCUCCCUGCUCGCCCCAGACUCCUCCCAUGGCCUGGCCGGUUUUGCGGCUGCCCAGAGGCACAACAAGGCCUACCAACCCAAGCUCCGCGCCCCAGCCUCCGCCCACCAGCCCACUAAUGGCACUCCCAAGUCUGAGAACAAGCGCAGCAAGUUCGCACCUUACUAGACCUCAUCCUCUCCCACGGGGCCCCGGUCCUCUCCGGACGCAGAGCGUCCUCAUCCUCUACUCCUGAUGAACCCCGUGGUGCCCCCCACCAUCAUCCAUGGGGCUUUAAAAAUAAAAAAUAUUCCUGUGUGUAGGCUUGCCUCUGUUCUGCCAGUCAAGUACCUUCGGACAUAUCAUCACUACCUGCUAAUGGUGUGUUUUCAUGGUACUAUCAUGUCAUGUUGUAGGGCUGGGGUAUGUCUUACAUUUCAGAUUUGAAUAGGCCAUACUACUUGCUCCAUAUCACCAGUUAUAGAAUCAGGGGUAGUAUAGUCUUCAGCAGGUAUAAUUCUACAACUGAGAACUGUGGUAUAUGUGUUGCAAGUAGUAUUUAUUUGUCAGAUGGUCACUAUCAAUAGGUCAGCAGCUGCUUGUUAUACAAGGUGGUCUUUGUUGGCCGAGUCCAGCCCAAGACAACCUGCCACCUCUCAACUAAACAUAUCAGUUAGGACAAUUGAUUAUUGUUUUCUUGUUUUUAUACAGUAAUUGCAUCAAGCAGAGGAACUGAAAGCAUAUUGCAUUGUCACAACAUUAAUAGUUUUCUUGUAAACGUCGUGCAUGGUAAUGUCAGUAUUGGUUCAUCUGGUGACAGUCUCAGAAAUGUGUAAUUAAUGCAAAUGUGUUAAUUUAAAAAAGUAACCUGAUUGUAAAUAUGACUAUUUAGGGUAUGGUCAGUGACCGACCAUUCAGGUGCCCAAGAGUGAAAGCAGUGCAGGUUAUAGGAAACUGGGCACUGUGACCAGAUCACCGCCUCUCAAUAUUUUUAGCAUUGCAGCGCUGAGCACGUGUGCCGUAGUUGCUCGGUUUAGUCAUUUUAGGAUGGCAUUAAUAUUACAUAAUUAAUGUAUUAAGUACAGUAAUUGAAAAGUAUGUGGGUACAAAACUCAUAUUUUUUUUUCUCAUAUUGUAUGGAUUGUACAGUUUUUCUAUAAGUUACUUGUCUCCUUAGAAGUACAGUAGUACUGGUGUUCAAUCGUAAGCUCAACAUGUGAAUGUUAUCUUCCACUAGAUAUUAAACAAUUGUAAAGUUUGAGGAAGAUUAAGCCUUUCAUUACAUCCUAUCCUGACCUACCCCGUGGUGAUCCCUACAACCUUCCUACAACCACCACCACACCACCACCACUAUUGCGGUGCUGCCUGCCGCCUCAACAUUUCCUGGCUGGUUAGAUGGCACCCUUCUGCAACAAAGUCAUUUUAACAAUUAAGCCCCCCCACAAAAUUUAGUAAAUGGACAAGGAUUUUUUCUUAUAGUAAAAGUGUGUUGUAGAAGGGAGUCACAAGAUGUAACCUAAAACUGAUGUAAUACUAGGGGACACAUUUGUGCGGCUGAAAACAAGGCACACAAUGAUCAUCACUGCGAGAUCUCCACUUCAAAUACAAUUAGGAUAGCAAUGGAGACAGCUGGACUAGGCAUGGCGGGCGUGGGUUACCAGUACGUAGCACCCAACCACAUCGUGCGAGCCCCUAUCCACUGAUGCGACCAGCCUCUAGCAUCUCUGCCGCCCUAUACCGCAGGGGUCCCAGCCUAACCCCAUCCCAGGAGCGGCCAUAGCACAGCUGGCCACCAGUGGCCAAGCCUCCCACGCAGCACCCGGUGUUUGGUCAAGCAUUCAACAGUGCCACCAGUUUACUGCGCCUCUCACCACCACCACCACCACCACCACAGCCACACCACCACCACCACCACUUAUCUUCACCACUCCAGCCAGCAAUUCAUUCUAAACUUCUUCAUCAUCAACUUCUUAUGAAAAGUAAUCAAGUUAAUACUGUAUACUGUAUGUGUUGUGAUGCUAGUGAUUAUGUCGAUAAGCAUUUCCCAGUGACAAUGUGCUGAUUGAGGUAGCAGGUGCCAAGCUGGUCAUGGUGGUGGUGUUGGUUGCAAUUCUUUCCUGGUGACAAGUGGUGGAGGGGCAGGUCGGCCAUGGUGGGCGUGGCUGGGAAACGCCCCAGAGCGGCCCAAUAGUAGUCAGUGACACAUACCGCAACAUAUACAUUUCACUCUUCUCUUGGUGUCAGCGGGGCCCGGCCAGCAGCACACAGCUGCUGCUGCUGCUGUUGCUGCUGCUGUUGGUUAGAAGUUAGGAAGAAGAAGAAGAGCUGUGGGUCGGUUCCCGCCGUAUUGUGUAGCUCAGUGUACAACAUUUUCAGUUAAUCCCCCCAGGGCGGCCGCUACUCCCCACCUUGCCUGACCCCCUGCGCCAACCUUGUUUGCUCAAGCAUCGUCACCAUCAGAAUGCUCCAGCUGAAACCAGAAAUGUGACUGUGAUAACUGAAGUAUUGUAUACAUGCAUACCAUUUUAUACUCUUUGACUGGAUCACUUGAUAUAGAGGCUAACACGUGGAAAAGGCUUGAUAAUAUUUUAGUCGAUUAACUGAAAAUGAUAUUUUUAUGAAUACUCCACCUUCAGUAUAUGACUGAUCAAUCAUAUAGUUGAGCUUAUCUCUAGUUUUAGAAUAAUGUAAUGACAAAGAAAUAGUUAUCUACUGCUAUGUAUACAUAGAGGUGUUGUUCUGUAGAUACACUCUGAAUUUUAUAAUCUUAUCUACAAGUUCUUGGAUGCAUCAUCAGAUAGUAAAUGUCAGUAAAUAUUUAAUAAUAUUUCUAUCUCAAAGCUUUAGAUGUUUCCUAGAAUUGAAAGUAUUUUCUUAUGCUUCCUUCUAACCUUCAUGAAAUGAAGCUACCAUUGGCUUCCACAGGGUUUUGUAAAAGACAUAUUACAGUAUCAUCAUACGUCGUAGGGCUUUAUAAGCAUUUACAUUUUAGUCCCAUGUACUGUCUAGUUGUGAGAGGCUGUUAAAGCUUCAAGUCUAGUCGAAUGUGUGCCAAGCAUUUAUUUAUUGUUUUCAUAUGGCAUGUCAUUGAUUUUUAAUCAUAUUGUAGUAUAUGGUGAUAAAACACGUUUUAAUUACUGUUAAGGUAUAUUGCCACAAUGUUUAGUAUUAGACAACGUAAAGUUUCUAUGAGACCCUAACCCCCAAUACCAGAAGUUGACCAACUAGUGUGUUCUGCCACUCGGCCGCGCUUCACACACCUCUUGUCUGCCUCAGACGUGUAGAGGUCUCCAUCAGACCCCCAAGUCAGGAGCAGUAGACACACCCGACACCUUACUGCCCAUAUUACUCUAAUACAAAUUUGAAGUUUUGAUCAUUCAUAGUUUCAGUACAGCCAUUCAAAUUUACAUGUGUUUAUGACAUAAUCACAAUGCUAAGUUAGGGAAGACAGGAAAUUAUACUUAAUCCUUGAUAAUCUAUUACUGUUAUUUAUAUCAUACCGAAGGUAUCCUAAAACAAAAGCUAAUUUGUAUGUCUACAUAUAUUAAAUUUGCUUUGCAUUUGUGUGUGUAUGUAUAUAUAUUACUUAUAUAUAUUUACGUAUAUACAAUGUACUUUACAUACACACACUACUAUAUAUAUACAAUAUAUAUAUGAUGCAUAUCUAUAUGUAUUUAGUAUGUCAUGUUAGAAACUGUGUACAGUAUAUUGUUGAUUUGAUUUGACAGCUCAUUAGUAAACAGCAAAGAAAUUCUAAAUGUCAUGGGCAGAAAGGACUGUCGAUGGAGAAUCGUGGCGGGGCGUGUCCAGCCCCUCCCCUCUUAGUCUCACUAGCUGCACCAGGACCCUUUAGGACACCUCUAGGACCCUCAAAAAUCACGACAAGUGCCAGGGCACUGUCGUGAGUGCAGCGUACAGCCGCUGCCCCAGCCAUUCCAUUUGAGACUGGCGAAUGCUGUCGUCAUGCCCGGUGCAGUGGCGCAGCUUAACCUCUCAUCUAUUGUUUAAUUCAUAAAUAAAGUAAAUUAUAGUCAAGGAGCUGUGAAUUUGCAUUGCUCAGUUACGUGAUUUGAAUUAGUAUCUAAACUUUACUGAGCGUGACGCAGUAGAACAAAACUAAAAGGAUAUUUUUUUUUAAGAUUCAAGAACCAACAAAUUACAAAGGUUUUGGUGUCGAAAGUGUAGUGUGCAUGGUGGGCGUGGCCUUCCUAUGUCUCGAUAUGGCUACUUGAAUGGGUAUUAGAAAAAAUGUGGUAUGACACUGAGAGUCCUAUCUUUUAAUAUGCCAUUGCAGCUAGCUACUGAUUUGUGCAGGGCAAAGCCUGGGAAGAACCUCACCCUCCAUACAUACAUACAUUCAUAUUUACAUACACAUCUCUGAAGGCGAGUAUUUUUAAAUCACCUCCUUGAACAUCUUGGGAGAGCGUAACCAAGAACAAGUACAUACUCGCUGAUUCACUAUAGCAACUAUUUGAUACAGAGUAGCCAUGCAUUGCAUAUGCUUUUUUAUGAUUUUUGCUAGGGCUGUGGAUGGUUGAUAUAGCAAUAUCUGACUAAUUUGUAUAUGCAUAUGAAUCGGUGUAAUGAGUCUUUCUGUUGCGCACGUGUCUUAUUGUUAAUUUGUUAUACAGAUGGUUAGGUCUUAAAGUUGCCGUCGGGUAGGGAGUGGCAUCACUGCCAUGUUUGGCCCUUGUGAUACCUGACGCGCACAGAUGCAGUAAUAGGGCCUUGGCUUACUAGCGAUAGUGCUCACCUUAAUUAUGCUACACCUGGCAGUUAACCCUCACUCACUUCAUAUGUGUUUGUUGCUUUCUACAAAUGGUUUGCAAAAAAUAAAAAAAGAAAAUCUCAGGGCAUAUAACCAAAUCUAUUUUUGUUUUAUUUUUGGUUACUCCAUGUAUUAGGCCCAUUCGUGGAAUAGCGGGAGAUAACCUGGAUGGUGGGGAACCCUUGUGGAUGGUGGUGAGAGAAGCUGCCUUUUAUAAAAUGGCACCCUCUACCUAGGACCAUGCCUCCCCCCCCCUCCCAACCUCCAGGGACCACUUAAUAAAAGGUUAAGGCUCAUUCGCAUCGCUUGCAGCUACGACUGCUUGUAACCAGACAAUCCAAGUAAACUCUAAAGGUGCCUCGAGCCAUUGUAACAAACUUAACUGCCACAUUGGGGUAUACCAGAAUUUGAGGGCUGGGCUAGUCCCUACCCCUUUAUCCCUCUGGACAGACCCUCUCACCCCAUCCCUAAGGCACCACCACCGUCGCCGCUUUGACCUAAACACCCGACCCAUCACCUGACCUGCCCUGACCUGACCUGACCUGACCUGCAGCUCACUACAUCCCUCUUGCUCUCAGUAUUUGCCUUAUAUGAAACUGAACAGGGUCGAGCAGUGUAUUACAAUAGAAAUGUGUACACUUAAUAUCAUAUGUCUUUCAGUACUGUUUUCGGCGACGUUGUUUUAUACUGUUUUCUCGUACGGUAUCUACUUCUGACGCCUGAAUUUGUGUCCACGCAGCAGUGAGGUGAGCUGCUGGUGACACUGUUCACUGGUCCUACAAUGACCCCAAGGCUACUGUUACCUGGCUCUCUCACACAUUUGAUCUCCUAGGCUAAAGUGCCACCACACCUGGGAGCCAGCUAUAGCAUUAGGUUUGGGUGAUACAGCCAGCCUUAGCACCAUCGCUAGUCAGCUAGUUACCAUUCAUAAAUUAUAUAUUAUAUGAUGGAAUGCUAAGGCUCGGUGAAAGGCAGCCCAUUUUGCGAUGAAGUAGGAUCAGUGCGCCAGUGCCACUUGCAGGCACAGCAUGUGGGCCACACCUCUCGGUGAAUAUCUUCAGCGUUAGCAUUACAGCUAGUCAGUGCAGGAGAGGUUACUUGUACUUUACAGGGGGAUCGUGUAUUAGGCACAGAUUUACAUAUCAUUGUUCUUCACGUGUCACUAUGUUCGCGUGUAGUUUACUAGUUGUAUGCGUGGCAUUGCUUUGCCCCCAUAUGGAAACUAACAGUAUUACUUAAGUGCCAAUUAUAUAAUAUGUUAACCUAGUGCCAAGUUAUUGCCAAAUCUUGCACUAACAGCAUUGAUAAAAUGCUGGGUGCGCUAGUUUGUCCAUGUUUGGGGAGAGUGUGCCACGAGUGCCAGGCAGCCUCUCAGGGCUCGCUUACUGUAUGAGCUUAGUUUAAACAUCCAUAUCAUAUCAUGUGGGUACUGUCUGAGCCAUACAGGCUUGGGUUAGGGUAUGUGUUUCCUCUAGGCCUUCCAUAAGAUUCCCACAGUGUGGGAUGGUGGCCGACAGAGGAGUGACCUGGAGCUGACUCUACUGCGCAGUUCCUUGCAAGGCAAAGGGCUGUUCUUUUAGAGAGGACUAGUACAAUCAGAGGAUAGUGAAAUGCCUCAUUAACACAAACAGCUCUAACCAGCCCUGACUGGCUCCCUGACACAUUCGCCAUCUUUACUGAGAAAAGUGUUUCACAGUUUUAAUGUUAUGGCAAUAAAUAUUUGAAGGAUGUAAGCAGUUAAUGAUUUUUUUAUUGAUUGUGCAUAUGUGUCUGUCUGACACAAGUAUUGUUUGAGUUUCAAUAAAUCUUCAAACAAAAAGUACUAAA